This is a messenger RNA of Seminavis robusta, 1677 nucleotides long. The record is from the annotation of a GenBank genome assembly. NCBI's taxonomy places the organism in Eukaryota, Bacillariophyta, Bacillariophyceae, Naviculales, Naviculaceae.
AUGCUCGUUCGUCUCUUCUACGUCGUCUUCGCCGCUGCGACGGCUACUACUGUCCUCUGUAGUGGGCCUCCGUCCUUUGUUGACAUCCCUUCUCACGUCCGUGAGAAGUUUGCUCGCGACAACGUCCUCAAACCAGAUGUGGAACUCCCGAUGUUCAAGACGAGCGCCGGCUUCCUAUUGUGCGAUGGUCGCUUGGUGGACAUGGAAGGCCUUGAGCCUUCCAAUGUUUUUUCUGGUACGACCUGUAUGAUGGAGGACGAACAAGUCCCUUGCCCUGGCAGCCUUGUGUGGAAGAAGGUCGACGACGACGCGACGGUUGUGGCCUCGAUGCAUCCUCCUCCCAACGACGACCAAAUCGAAUCUGUACAAAUCGUCAGCGCUGCGUGUGGAACCGAAUUCUUCAAGGAGAUCGCUCCAGGCUUGAUGACAAAGAUCACCAGCGAUGCGUACGACGAGGAAGCUCUUUCGACCUUCAUCUACGGGACCGACGACCAGAGCACUCGUCGGCUUCGAGCGACGACGGCCGUUUCGGAUGACGGUCGUCAACUCCAGAGUGGCUGCUCCACUACGAAGAUCAUCGAACUUGCCUUGGCUUUCGACUCGUCUUUUUGUGCGAACAAAGGUGGCUUUGACAAUGCGAUGGCGUCUCUCGCAACCACGGUGGAAGGUGUGUCGGCACUCUACGAAGGCACGACUUGCUUCACCAUCGACCUUGUCUAUGUGGAAGGUUUCUGCUCCCCCGAUACGGAUCCAUAUAAACCAUUCGUUGACUUGAACCAGUCUGGCUGCGGCAACUCGGGAUUGUUGGACAUGUUCCAGGCGUUUUGGAACAACAAUCGUCAGUCAGUGCAACGCGAUCUUGCGCACUUUAUCGGAGGAACUGGGUUGGAAUGUAGCGACAACGGAUGCGUCGUCGGUUGUGCCUAUGUCGGAGUGCUCUGCAACAAUCUCGGUGCAAGCUAUGGUGUCAACUACUUGACUUUCAGUGGCAAUGGUGCCCUUCAAAACAGUUUGUUGGCGCAUGAAAUGGGCCACAAUUGCGGGAGCAACCACGACCCAACCACAAGCGACAAAGCUUAUGUGAUGGAGCCUUUUGUGAACUCUGGCGCGGAUGGCUUUUCGAGCCAGUCUCAGACAUCUUUCAUGGGCCAGAACCAGGCCUGUCUCACAGAAGCAAGUCCUCCACCAGCACCAACACCUCUCCCGACAGUCUCUACACCCGGGCCAACUCCUCUCCCGACAGUCUCUACACCCGGGCCAACUCCUCUCCCGACAACGGCAGCUCCAACACCCGAUCCAACUCCUGUCCCGACUACUGCAGCUCCGGCACCCGAGCCGACUCCUGUCCCCACGACAGCAGCUCCGACACCCCAGCCGACUCCCGUCCCGACAACGGCAGCUCCAACACCCCAGCCAACGCCUGUCCCCACAACAGCAGCUCCAACAGCAGCUCCAGUCUCUACACCAGAGCCAACUCCAGGACCAACCCCCGGACCUACAGCAAAUCCGACUCCAAUGCCUACCUCUAGCCCAACUCCAGGUCCCACAUUUGCUCCAGUUACGCCGAGCCCGACUUCAUCUUGCGGUUCUUUUGGAGAGCUGUGCAAUGUUGACGCCGACUGUUGCUCCAAUAAAUGUCGCGGUUCUAGUUCCCGAAGCACCUGCAAGAAUAAUUGA